CAGUGCUAAAUUUGAAAUUUAUGCGAAGAACCUUUUCCUCACAAUUAUCAACCCAAGACAAUGAAGAAGCUGCUAAGUUUACUCUUCUUACAAAUAUUUGUCAACUUAGCUGUAACCCAAGUUAAGCUGGUAAUAAAUGAAGUGGACACUGGAUCUGGAAAUGUGGAGCUCAGAAGUCUUUCUUCCGGUACAGUUAGCUUGGGUGAUUAUGCUUUGUACAAACUAGAACAUAAGAAUGGAAUGAGAUCAUUUAUAGGUGGGGAAAAUUUACCUUCUACUUCUCUUCAAAAUAAUGAAGUUGUAACAAUUAGCUUGAGUCAACUGUCUUUUAGCUUGGGUUUAGCCAAUGAUUUUGUUGUAGCACUACUACUUUAUCGAGGUAUGAUAGUUUAAAAGCUAUGUAGCUUACAGAUUUACACUUUACUUAUCUUUCAUCUUUUUAGGUGAUGGUAUGACUGAGGCUACUGGUCUGAACGAAUUGGACCCAAAUUUAGUUAUAGACGCCUAUAUUUACACAACAGGGGCUGCUACAGUCAAUCCAUUCAAUACUAGAGUCCCUGCAUGGACGGGAAAUGUUUUUGUAGCUGAUGGUGCUACAGUAUCUAGAUGAAAUGACAAUAUGUUUGAAGCUGGUGCAUUUUCACUACAAAGCUCCUCUUUGGGAAACCCAAAUCCUUGUGCAGGUGGUUCAGGAGAUCCUCAUUUUAUUCAACAAAUACUUGAUAAGAAUAGCAAAACUCCACAAACUAUUUGCUACGAUGUUGUUGGAAAGUCAACUAAUCAAAUUAGAAUUCUACAAGAUUUUCAAACAAAAACAAAGAUUGACGGAAUUUUGAAAGAUGAUUUCUACAUGCAUAUCAUGAGAAUUUCUAUAUCUGAUGAAAUAUUUCAAUUUUUCACCGAUUACAUUCAAUUUCCCAAUGACAAAGUGAUGAUAUGGAAAAACACUGACUCUCCACUACAGUAUGGAUCAUUAACAAUUAAAAUUACUGACAGAGCAAUCUCUCUUUUGGUUAAGAGAAGAUCAAAACAACUUUCAUUUGCCAUUACAAAGGAAUAUAACUAUCUAACAGGAUGGCACUUGAAUAUUGGAUUUCAGAGUUUAAAUGCUACUGAAUCAAGAUUUGGUGGGAUGAUGGGAGAUAUUGGAAAGAAAAGUUUUGAAUUUAGAGAAUCAAUUCAAAAUAAUAGAGGCGCUAUGUUAAAAGAUGAUAAUCAUAUAAUACAAGCCAGCUUAAAAGUUAGAUCUGAUAUUAAAUGUUGGUUUGUGGCUUUUGAAGAUAUUAUUUACCCUAAAACCAGUGUUAACUAUGUCUACUGA
Messenger RNA from Dimorphilus gyrociliatus, 1321 nucleotides. NCBI's taxonomy places the organism in Eukaryota, Metazoa, Annelida, Polychaeta, Dinophilidae. The record is from the annotation of a GenBank genome assembly.